AUGUCAGCAGACCAGAUCUUGGAAAAGUUGGAUGAGGGAGCUCAGGAGCUUACCAUAAAAGAGGAGUACCAAUUAUGGAGGAAAAAUUGUAGAUAUAUGUAUCAAUUUGUGACUGAGACUGCCCUUACUUGGCCUUCACUUACAGUUCAAUGGUUACCAGAACAUUCCAUAGAUGAAGACACCGGAGCAAUAGAUGCCAAGUUGCUUCUUGGAACACACACUUCGGGUGAAGAUAAAGACUUUUUGAAAGUUGCAUCCACUCAACUACCAUCAAGCAAAUCAUCGGGUGGAAAUUCUCGAAUUAAAAUCACGAAAAAGUUUCAAAAUUCAUCUGAAAUCAAUAGAGCUAGAUACAUGCCACAAGACCCACUGACUGUGGCUACCAUCAAUGGCUUGGGUGAAGUAGACCUCUACCGUCUUGACGAUGAUAAGAAGUCCAGUAGUGUUCAAUUUAAGCCACAUACUGAAAAUGGGUUCGGUUUAGCUUGGAGUCCACAUAAAAAGGGUCAUUUACUUACAGCAUCAGACGAUAAGACUGCAGUAAUUACAGAUACCCUGGUCAAGUCUAGUGAAAGUAUUGUUGUACGUAGUACAUCCCACACUGACGUUGUGAACGAUGCGAAGUUCCAUCCAUUUGAUGAAAAUCUUUUUGGUACAGUAUCUGAUGAUAAAUAUACAUACAUUUUCGAUAUUAGAGAUGGUGCUACCAAGCCGGUAUUGAGCUACUAUAGUGAAGAUUCCAAGGGAAUUAAUUCAUUGGCAUUUUCACCAUUUUCUCAUAAUCUUUUAGCAACUGGGAACACAAAUUCUAACAUUAGCAUGUUGGAUUUAAGAAAUAUGAAACUUUUACAUACCUUGAUGGGCCACAGUGGAAGUAUUUCAAGUUUGGAGUUUUCCCCUCAUCGUGAUGGAAUCUUAGCUUCUGGAUCAGAAGAUAGAAGAUUGAUAUUAUGGGAUUUGUUUAAAGUGGGUGAAGAACAAGCACAAGAAGAUGCUGAAGAUGGGUGUCCAGAGCUCUUUAUGAUGCACGCUGGGCAUACCGGGGCUGUCAUGGACUUGAACUGGUGCCCAUACCGUGAUUGGACUCUUGCUUCAGUGGCAGAUGACAAUAUUGUACAUUUAUGGGAAGUUGGAAAGAGUAUUUUAGAUGAUAAAGUUGAAGUUGAUGAAAAGGAGUUGGAAUAA
[Candida] anglica is the source of this 1185-nucleotide messenger RNA. NCBI's taxonomy places the organism in Eukaryota, Fungi, Ascomycota, Pichiomycetes, Serinales, Debaryomycetaceae. The record is from the annotation of a GenBank genome assembly.